Molecule: messenger RNA, 1969 nt
Organism: Actinia tenebrosa (Australian red waratah sea anemone)
Lineage: Eukaryota; Metazoa; Cnidaria; Anthozoa; Actiniaria; Actiniidae
Product: cilia- and flagella-associated protein 184
Biological process (GO): cilium assembly
Cellular component (GO): axoneme; ciliary basal body
Source: RefSeq, a predicted model, not a curated record
UCACAACCAAAAGAUUUCAAAACUAUUUUUUUCACUCCAAAAAGUUAUAUAAUAAUAGCAUUUUUAUACGUACCUCAAGUAUCAUACAGACCACAAAAUGUCUUAAUUUCUCAAACAGAGGCAAAUAUAUGAAAACUUUUACCACAGAUGUCUGUCUGUAAUUCUAAUUUGCACAGUAAUUCGCAAUUUUUUUCGUUUCGAGUGAAGUUUUAGAGCAUUUUAAAGGAAAAAGCUAUGCAAUUUGUGAUUCACAUGUUUUCAAGCGAAGCACCAUGUUGAAAGUCCCGCGCGCCCGCGAAUCGAACCCAACAACCCCCGCGAUCCUCGGUGAGUGAUCAGUCUCCUGUGAUAUCGUUGCCUUGACAACACGAGCAAGCAAAAACAUGGCGGACGAAGAAAAGGCUCCAGAAACUGCACCAGAACAAGAGGCAGUGGUUGACGAGAAGGAUGGCGAUGAUGAGAAAAAAGAUGUAGAGGAAGGAGGAGAAGACAAUGCAGAGCAGCCUGCAGAAGAUCCAGCAGAGUCAACAGAAACAGCAGAAGAAAAUAAAGAUACUGAAGUCGCAACAGAAGAAACUAAAGAAGAAGACAAACCAUUGGAAUUAGAUAAUACUGAUGAAAACUUACCUAUUCCUGAGAAUGAGGGUGUACCUGAAGAAGAUGUAACUCCAGCAGUUGAAGUAGCUGAGCACAUGUCUAGAGAAGGAACACCAACAGGUGACGCUGAGACAGAUGGACCAGCUAUAGCCAUGGAGGUACCUGAUGCGACUAUCACUCCCCCUCCGGCGGAAGAGGUGCAUGAGGAGUAUGAAGAUGAAGAGCAAGAACCUGCGUAUGUUGAUAGUUAUGCUGAGCAAGCACUGUUUGAUGAGGAUGAAGAAUAUUAUGAUGAUUCUGAACCAGAAGAACCAAUGUACAAUAGACAAGAACUUCUUGAUAAAUACCAUCAAGCCCUUGAGGAAAGGUCUUCUUUGCAAUCACUGAAUGCUCAGUUACAGCACAAGUUAGCAGAAUAUUUCAAGAAAAAGAAGAGUGAUGAAAGACAACAAGAAAUAGAAAAAAGUGUAACAGAUCAAGAACAGAGAUACCUCAAAUACAUGUCGAAUCUAGAGGAACUUCAGAAUGAAGAGAAACAUGAAAGACAAAGCUAUAAACUGCAAAUAGAAGAUUUGAAGGCAAAAUGUCAUGAACGAGAAGAAACAGUAGAACAAGCCAGUGCGCAGUUUACAAAAUUCAAGUUGGAUAUAGCAAAAGAUGCCAUCAACAGCAGAUCUGGCAAGCCAAUCCCUCCUAAGGACAUUGAACAGUACGAGAUGCUCGAAAACAAGAAAGAACAGGAGGUGACGCAGGUUCGUUUAGAAAACAUCAAACUACGGAACAGACUAAAGAAGCGAGAGAUACAGCUUAAAGCAAAGGAAGAACUGGCUGAAGGACUGCACUUGAUCGACUUUGAACAACUCAAAAUCGAAAACCAGACCUACAAUGAGAAAAUAGAGGAAAGAAACGAGGAGUUACUUAAACUAAGAAAAAAGAUCACAACCACUGUUCAAGUGUUAACCCAUUUAAAAGAGAAACUACAAUUCGUUCAAGCUGAAAAUGCCGACCAGAGAACCACUUUACGAUCGGUUGAAGCAUUGGUUGCACAGAAAAGGGACAUACUAACGCGAACUAAACAAGUCCGUGACGCUCUUCGAAUAGAAAACGUCAAACUUCGACAAAAGUGUGGUCUUCUUGGCAAUGAGUCGCUUCUUAGGGACUACGAGCUACGAAAAGACCAGAGUGAUGAUCUCAGUUCCACCAUCGAGAAACUCAAAAUGACACACGCUGAGCUGACAAUGAACUGUGCUGGGGUGAAAAAGAAGAUCGAUCAAGCCAGACAGGAACAACAAUGAUUAUUUUAAAAAGAUUCCUUGUAUAAAACUUUGCACUGUAAAAUAGCAUUUAAUAUUGAAUAAAGAUUUACCAAGAC